This is a messenger RNA of Gastrolobium bilobum, 731 nucleotides long. RefSeq names its product succinate dehydrogenase subunit 7B, mitochondrial. The coding region runs from base 168 to 458 and encodes 96 amino acids. NCBI's taxonomy places the organism in Eukaryota, Viridiplantae, Streptophyta, Magnoliopsida, Fabales, Fabaceae. The transcript is spliced from 4 exons. The record is from RefSeq and is a predicted model, not a curated record.
AAGAUUUAUCCGGAUUCAAAAUAUCCCUUUCCAAAAUAUUAUAAUCAAAAUUCCGAUUUUGACUCAUCGAGGGUUGUUCGUUCGUUCUGCGAACAUUUCCUUUACUUAGAGGUUUGUUACUUCCCGGAGCUCUGAACUCCAAUCAAAACGAGCCAAAAAAAAAAAAAAUGGCAUUCUUGUUGAACAAAACAACCAUUGCUUCCCAUUUGCGAUCUCACUCCCAGCAGAAGACUGGAGAUUCGGUUUCUCUCUCGCGCCGUCGAUUCCACAUCGAACCCGGGUCUCGCGAAAAAGCUCUCUUGGCAGAAGAUUCAGCUCUGAAGCCAUUCAAAUCUUACAAGCAGAGUGUGAAACAACUGAAAAGAAUUGGAGAUGUUUUAACAAUUGUUGUUGUUGCAGGAUGCUGUUACGAAAUAUAUGUAAGAGCAGCUACGAGAGAAGAAGCUAGGAAACAGUAACAUGCUAAAAGUGCAGAACGAAGUGAAUAUUGGGAUGCUAGUUUUCUGUUGCAUUGUAUUUUUAUGGCAACAAUUUGGACUUUAUGAUUAGCCAUGUUAGAAUAAGCAGAAAAGCAUUUGAACCCAAAUUGCUUGUGCAUUAAUAGUAUUUUCAUCGUUCAAGAUGUGCUCUUUCUGAUGAUAAUGUUUACUGGCAGAUUAUAAAUUUGUGGCUUUAGGUCCGAAUAAUAGACAGAACUUAUUCUAUCAUCAAAUGGUAAGCAGUUAGUUGAA